AUGAGAGACCUCUCAAUGUCUUUGCCGAGGGAGCUUGUCUCCAUCCUGGAGCCCUUGCUGGCCUACCGGGUUGGGGACUACUCCCUCAGGACUUCCUACAAGUCCAACUCCUCCACGCUCUCCAUCUCCUUCGACCUUGGUCAAAGGAAGAGACCUCUGGUCAAAGCCCCGGCUAAGACCAAGCCUCAGAUGGCCCGAGCCCCAGCCCCUAAACCUCCUGCUCCCCGCCCGGCGCAGAAGAAAAAGGGGCCCCCCCGGGUAAAGAAGAUCCCUCCUCCAGUCCUCGACAUGGAGAUAGAGACUUCCCUCCCUACCACCCCACCGCCCCCGGUAGCUGCGUUGGACCUCGUUCCCCUCGACUCCAGAGGGGAGGAGCCCUUCCGCUCACCCGAGGGCAGUGGACAGGGGAGAAAGAAAAGGAAGAGGAGAGAACUCCCCUCACCCGAACCUGCCUCCCGUUUCACAAAGCUAACUGGCAACUUUUCACAAAACUCUGCAAUCAAACUGACCCCAAACAAAUACACAACAGUAACAUCGACACCUUCAACACUAACCUCACCAACACAUUAUUCGACAUCGCCAAACAAUGCAUCCCCACAUCCAGGCCAACCCCAUCCCACAACCCCGUCCCCUGGUGGAAUGACGAAAUCAAAACAGCCAGAAAUCUAA
Messenger RNA from Haliotis rufescens (red abalone), 669 nucleotides. RefSeq names its product extensin-like. The transcript has a single exon. Bases 1 to 669 code for a protein of 222 amino acids. NCBI's taxonomy places the organism in Eukaryota, Metazoa, Mollusca, Gastropoda, Lepetellida, Haliotidae. The record is from RefSeq and is a predicted model, not a curated record.